AUGACGUCAUAGAUUCAGUCGAGUUUUAUCAGUCUGUGGAGCUAUACAUUUUUUUGACCGUUGUGCCAACUCGAGCACUGAAUGUUUAUUGUAUGUAAGUAAAUCUUUAUAAAAACGAAGUUGCUGCCUACUUUCAUUACGCGUCAAGCUCGAGAACGGAACGAGAACGGAAUUAAGAUUGUGGCUACACUGUGAUUUAACCUGCUAAACUGUCACUUAGUUUAGUUCACACUACGCUGGGCACGCCCACGCGCAGCCUAACCAACGAGCUGAGGGCUGUGUGUUAUGGAGGAAAAGAACAUGACUUACCGUCUGUUAUUUGAGCAGUAAGCGCGUGAGAGCUUGGUAAGAUGCCAGAAGUUCCGCCGGCAGCACCGGAGAUGUCCCGGAAAAGAAGCGCCGAGCCCGGUCCGUUAGCAGAGCAGGUCCCGGAGAGGAAAAAGGCCUGCUGGGGCAUUAUGACGAGCCAAGGGUCGUGGGCAGAUCGGUCCCCUCUCCAUGAAGCAGCUUCUCAGGGUCGACUGCUCGCCCUGCGCACUUUGCUGGCCCAGGGAUAUCACGCCAACAUUGUCACCAUCGAUCAUGUGACCCCUCUCCAUGAGGCCUGCCUGUUAGGACAUGUGGCCUGUGUCAGAGCAUUAUUAAAUUCUGGAGCUAAUGUGAAUUCUGCCACCAUCGACGGUGUCACUCCUCUGUACAACUGUUGUGCCUCUGGGAGUGUCGGUUGUUUGGAACUGCUGCUGCAAAAUGGAGCACACACACACACACCCCACACACAUUUCCCUUCGGCUCUGCACGAAGCCUGCAAGAGAGGUAACAGCCAGUGUGUGGAGUCCCUGGUGUCUCAUGGAGCAGAUCCAAACCAUGAAGUGUCCCACUUGGGUACUCCUCUCUACAUGAGCUGUCUACACCGACACACAGCAUGCUCGAAGAUCCUGCUGCACAGAGGAGCCGAUGUUAAUGUAGGGAAAGGAAUUGAAAGUCCUCUACAUGCCACUGCCAGACAGGACAGUGCAGAACAGGUGUUGGUGUUACUAGACUACGGAGCUAAUGUCAACAUCAGAGACGAUAACGAUCAGCGGCCCGUUGAGCUAGCGCCUGCUGGUGGAAAAACAAAACAGCUGCUACUGACAUUUGAAGGUGGCCCGAGGAGUCUGUGCCAGUUAUGUCGACUCCGGAUCAGGAACCUGAUUGGUCGAUCCAGACUGAAACUGCUCCCUCUUCUUCCUCUCCCUACCCUGCUCACUGACUACCUGGCGCAUCUAUAAGAGGAUGGGCACACAUACAGCAGGACAGGGGAAGGCAACUUCAUUUCAUGUGACCUUACUUUAACCAAGCCCCUUAUUAACCAAUUCAUGUCACAACACAUCACAAUGUUUUAAACAGUAUAAUUGUUUGUGCUACUGCAAUGUCACACACCAAAAUACACUAAAGAUUUACUCUACUGCAAGUUGA
Messenger RNA from Pungitius pungitius (ninespine stickleback), 1455 nucleotides. It is a transcript of the gene asb5b, whose product is annotated as ankyrin repeat and SOCS box containing 5b. NCBI's taxonomy places the organism in Eukaryota, Metazoa, Chordata, Actinopteri, Perciformes, Gasterosteidae. The record is from RefSeq and is a predicted model, not a curated record. Gene Ontology annotation, molecular function: protein binding. The transcript has 8 exons. Gene Ontology annotation, biological process: positive regulation of protein catabolic process; intracellular signal transduction; protein ubiquitination. Bases 351 to 1268 code for a protein of 305 amino acids.